UUUAUUACAGACAUGACUUUGAGUACAUGUGCCGACAACUCAACAUGGAGGAUUCCUCGGCAGAAAUUAUGGCACAGAUUGGUCUGGUUACAGACAGUCGGAUCUCCUUCCAGGAUUUUAUACAGUCCCGAUCACAGAUUCUGGCAGACUCGGACCCCGGUCAGUACAUGGACGAUACCGGGAUAGAGUCUGACCACAGUGGCCUGGUCAAACAGCCUCAGGCCAAUAUCACCUCAUGGCCGACGAUGAGCAGCGACAGUUUUGGAGCACACUCGGGUAAACCCGACAGUGUCGACUAUGACAGUGGAGCACGAGAUAUGAGCCCAGAACCACCUUCUCUCCAAGCCUUGAUGGAAACCCACGACCCAAGUAUCGCCCAACAGGCGCACGGUGAUAGCAACACUAACGACAUGUUGGACCUCGCAAACCGA
Pecten maximus is the source of this 431-nucleotide messenger RNA. RefSeq lists its product as uncharacterized. Lineage: Eukaryota; Metazoa; Mollusca; Bivalvia; Pectinida; Pectinidae. The record is from RefSeq and is a predicted model, not a curated record. The annotation marks the transcript as partial. The transcript has 3 exons.